Messenger RNA from Zygosaccharomyces rouxii, 1296 nucleotides. RefSeq names its product ribose phosphate diphosphokinase subunit PRS1 (gene PRS1). The record is from RefSeq and is a predicted model, not a curated record. The transcript has a single exon. Gene Ontology annotation, biological process: purine nucleotide biosynthetic process; 5-phosphoribose 1-diphosphate biosynthetic process; ribonucleoside monophosphate biosynthetic process. Gene Ontology annotation, cellular component: cytoplasm; ribose phosphate diphosphokinase complex. The coding region runs from base 1 to 1296 and encodes 431 amino acids. Gene Ontology annotation, molecular function: magnesium ion binding; ribose phosphate diphosphokinase activity. Lineage: Eukaryota; Fungi; Ascomycota; Saccharomycetes; Saccharomycetales; Saccharomycetaceae.
AUGCGCAAGUGUAAGGUAUUCGUUGGUAAUUCACAUCCAGAACUAGGGAAGCUAGUCUGUGAAAGAUUAGGUAUUGAACCAGCUCCUUGCGUUUUGAAAAAAUUUGCAAACGGUGAAACUUCAGUCCAAAUCGGAGCUUCUGUUCGUGAUGAAGACGUUUACGUUAUUCAAUCAGGUUCCCCUCAUGUUAAUGACCACAUUAUGGAAUUGUUAAUUCUUGUUUCUGCUUGUAAGGGUGGAUCUGCCAAAAAGGUUACCGCCGUCAUUCCACAGUUCCCAUAUUCCAAACAAUGUAAGAUGAAAAAGCAUAGAGGUGCUAUUACAGCAAGAAUGUUAGCCAACCUUUUAAUUAUGGCAGGUGCUGAUCAUGUUGUAUCGAUGGAUUUGCAUGCCUCUCAAAUGCAAGGUUUCUUCAGUAAGCCUGUGGAUAAUCUUUAUGGUGGUCCAAGUCUUGCCAAAUGGAUCAGAGAAAAUGUGGAAAACUAUCACGAUGCAGUGGUAGUUUCUAAAAACCCCGGUGGUACCAAGAGGGUUACAGCAUUAGCAGAUGCGUUAAAAAUCAAUUUUGCGAUGAUUCAUACAGAUCGUCGUCGUUCCAAAGAUCUGUACGCAUUGAACAGGGAUUUGAAGCAAUUAAGACAGAGGAAACAAUCAUUAUUGAGAAAAAAUAGACCAAUUGUCAAACAAGGUGAUGGUCCUGAUGAAGAGGAAAAUAUCAUUUUAACUAAUGGUAUACAAACUGCGAGAAUUCGUAACGGCCAUGUGAUUGGUGACGAAGAAGAAGCUGCCACCCUUGAAACUGACGAAGAAGCUAUAGAAGAAGAUGGUCAAGAUAGCACAUCUGGUACUGUAAGUGAUUCGUAUGCUUUAGGUGGUACUUAUGAUGCAAACGAUUCAGAUGAAGAUGAGGAAAUUGAAGUUCAAAGUCAAGAAAAACUGAUUACCCUGGUGGGUAAUGUCCAAAAUCGUCCUGCAAUUAUAUUAGAUGAUAUGAUUGACAGACCAGGUUCAUUCAUUAGCGCAGCUGAACAUAUGAUGCAAAACUGUGGUGCCAAACAGGUCUACGUGGUUGCUACACAUGGUAUUUUCACAGGUGACUGUUUUGAACAAUUGGAGAAUUCAGAUGUGAUCCACAAAAUUAUUGUCACAAAUACUUAUCCAAUUUCAAGUGAACGUAUUGAAAAAUCUAAGAAAUUAGUCGUCAUUGACGUUUCAUCAAUUUUUGCAGAAUCAAUUCGUCGUGAUCAUUAUGGUGAAAGUAUCUCAGUUUUAUUCGAUUCCCUAAGUGCUCUGUAG